Molecule: messenger RNA, 1673 nt
Organism: Saccoglossus kowalevskii
Lineage: Eukaryota; Metazoa; Hemichordata; Enteropneusta; Harrimaniidae
Product: MORN repeat-containing protein 1-like
Cellular component (GO): cytosol
Source: RefSeq, a predicted model, not a curated record
AUGACGGGAUAUGGUGUAUAUAAUUAUCCUAAUUCAUUCUAUAGAUAUGAAGGUGAAUGGAAAGACGGCAGAAAACAUGGACACGGGAAGUUAGUAAUGAAAGAUGGUUCAUAUUAUGAGGGUGAGUUUAUCCAUGGUGAAAUAGAAGGUCAUGGUACAAGAUAUUGGUCACAUAAUGGUAAUGUUUACUCUGGUCACUUUCUCAAUGGAGAAUUGCAUGGCCAUGGCGUUAUGCGAUAUGCUAAUGGUAUGGAAUACAGAGGCGAAUUUCAAAGUAAUAAAAAAGAAGGACAUGGUGUUCUUAUAGAGAUAGAUGGUAGCAUGUAUGAAGGCUCAUUUCACAGUAACCAAAGACAUGGUGAGGGUCAACAAACAUACGUCAAUGGUGACAGAUACAUAGGUGACUGGAUUAAUGGUUACAGGCAAGGAAGUGGAGAAAUAACUUUUGCAGAUAAAACAAUUUAUGAUGGUCAGUGGAGAAAUGACAUGUUUAACGGUGAAGGAACUUACAUUCAUUCUUCUGGUAUGACAUAUGAAGGUCUGUGGAUCAAUGGCCGCCCCGCUGUGGAAGCUGAUCACAUUGUUAUUCUUGGUGAUCCUGUACGUGAAAUGGUACAAGGGACUCCGUUCACGAUAGAAAUUGAGAUGCAAAGUCCUGAUGGUGAACUUGUUGAAGAUCACGGAAGAGAGAUUCAGAUCUCAGCUGGUUUCAGACAUUAUACACCAAGUGAAGGAACACCAUUGUUUAACCUCAUAGAAGACAUUGAAGAAAAACCAGUAGCAACACCUUAUGAUUAUAAUAUUGUCAACUAUCCACUGACUGAGUUGGGAAGCAUGAAAUUGGAUGAGCGCCCUCUAUCACCCGGUGCUGUUACCAAAUCAGCUUCAAAUCUAGGUGAGAGUUCAACUGCAGUUGAAGAAGAGGUUGCAGAGAAUGGUGAGGUGGAAGAAAAGCCAACAGAAAACAUUGUAGAAGAGAAAACUGAGGAGACAGUGGCAGCAACCAUGACUGAAGGAGAAGGAGGUGAAAUAGAUGUUUCUAUACCGACUGAAGGUGAUGAAGAAAAAGCAACAUCUCCUCGUCAGCAGUUGGAGCUGCCAGAGCAAGAGACACCGGUGCCACCUCCAGUCAACACACUUAGAAGUGAAGAUGGUAAAGUGGACUUUAAGGAUUUAGUACUCCCUCCUGCACCCCAGGGAUACAUCCCCUUCACAAUUAUGGAUCAACUUGAAGAAGAAAAUCGUAAUAUAACCCGCGGAAAAACCACCAACUUGGUGGCUGCACUCAAGCUGGGAGCCAAAACGGGCCGAAGUAUAGAUACUGAUAAUAUAGACCCUUCAAAGCUUGAGAACAAAGAGACUGCUAAAGCUGAUGCCAGACUAGCCAAACAAAGACGAGAAAAACUAUACGGUGAUGAGAGAUUUGCAAGACCGGGGGAGUAUGUGAUCAUGGUACAGGAUGUGACUACACCACCUUUUCUUGGCAAGACUCUUACACCAGCAUUUAUGCUUGUCAGAAUAACCAAUGCCCUGGAGAAGAAACCAGCAAAGAAAGCAAGGAGCUCAACCAAACGAAAUAAACCUCAAGACAAGACAUAACAAAAUGUGUAUUAAACUGGCACUACAUGACCCCAGUGAUCUGACUUGCAACUUUUUUGUUUUUUAUUUGAAUC